This is a messenger RNA of Leptonychotes weddellii (Weddell seal), 6014 nucleotides long. NCBI's taxonomy places the organism in Eukaryota, Metazoa, Chordata, Mammalia, Carnivora, Phocidae. The record is from RefSeq and is a predicted model, not a curated record.
GUCGCUGGCGGGCCUGGAAGCCAAACAGUCAGAAUCGCUCAGUGAGCUGAUCACUCUUCGGGAGGCCCUGGAGGCAAGUCGCCUGGAAGGAGAGCUGCUGAGGCAGGAGCAAACAGAAGUGACUGCGGCGCUGGCCAGGGCAGAACAGUCCGUUGCAGAGCUGUCGAGUUCUGAGAACAGCCUGAAGGCCGAGGUCGCCGAUCUUCGGGCUGCCGCUGUCAAGCUCAGUGCCUUAAAUGAGGCUUUGGCCUUAGAUAAAGUUGGAUUGAAUGAGCAGCUUCUCCAGUUAGAACAGGAGAACCAGUGUGUGUGCAGCAGAAUGGAAGCAGCAGAGCAAGCAGGAAACGCUUUGCAGCUGGGCCUGGCAGAGGCCGAGAGGAGCAGGGAAGCCCUUCAGGAAAGGAACACUCACCUGGAGGCUCAGCUGCAGAAGGCGGAGGAGAGCGGGGCUGAGCUGCAGGCCGAUCUCAGGGGCAUCCAAGAAGAGAAGGAAGAAAUUCAAGAGAAACUAAGUGAGGCACGUCAUCAGCAGGAGGCAGCCUUAGCUCAGCUGGAGCAGCUGCAUCAGGAGACAAAGCGACAGGAAGAAGUGCUUGCCCGGGAAGUCCAGGAGAAGGAGGCCCUAGUACGGGAGAGAGCAGCCCUUGAGGUGCGGCUGCAGGCUGUGGAGCGAGACCGGCAGGACCUCUCUGAACAACUACUGGGGCUCAGUUCAGCCAAGGAGCAACUGGAGAGCAGUCUGUUUGAGGCCCAACAACAAAAUUCUCUGAUAGAGGUCACCAAGGGGCAGCUGGAGGUCCAGAUUCAAACGGUCACUCGCGCCAAGGAAGUCAUUCAAGGGGAAGUGAGGUGCCUAAAGCUGGAACUGGACACCGAGCGGAGCCGGGCAGAGCAGGAGCGGGAGACAGCAUCCAGUCGGCUGGCCCAGGCUGAGCAAGAGGGGCAGACUGCCCUGCAGCAGCAGAAGUCCGCCCAUGAGGAGGAGGUGAACCGGCUCCAGGAGAAAUGGGAGAAGGAGCGCUCCUGGCACCGGCAGGAACUGGACAAGGCCCUGGAGAGCCUAAAGAGGGAGAAAACAGAGCUGGAAAUGAGGCUGCGGGAACAGCGGGCAGAAGCCGAGGCCAUCCGGACGCAGAGGGAGGAAGAACGGGCGGAGGCGGAGAGCGCCCUCUGCCAGAUGCAGCUCGAAACAGAGAAGGAGAGGGUGUCCCUCCUGGAGACGCUGCUGCAGACCCAGAAGGAGCUGGCAGAUGCCAGCCAACAGCUGGAGCGGCUGAGGCAGGACAUGAAGGUUCAGAAGUUAAAGGAGCAGGAGACCACCGAGAUGCUGCAGACCCGGCUCCGGGAGGCUCGGCGGGAGCUGGAGCAGGCAGGCCAGCGGAACAGAGACGCCCUUGCUGCCCUCCAAGAAGAGUGCAGGGCCCUGCAGCAGGCUAAGAAGGACCUGCAGGAGCAGGUGGAGGACUUGAAGUCUCAGCUGGUUUCCAGGGAUGAAUCCAGGAGGCUAGUGGAGCAGGAGGUUCAGGAGAAGCUGAGGGAGGCCCAGGAGUAUAGCCGAAUGCAGAAGGAGCUGGAGAGAGAGAAAGCCAGCCUGACUCAGUCGCUGAUGGAAAAGGAACAGAGGCUCCUUGUUUUACAAGAAGCUGACUCUGUUCGACAACAAGAGCUGAGCUCCCUGCGCCAGGACAUGCAGGAGGCCCAGGGAGGGCAGAAAGAGCUCAGUGCCCAGGUGGAGGUCCUGAAGCAGGAGGUGAAGGAGAAGGAGGCUGACUUUCUGGCUCAGGAAGCACAGCUGCUGGAGGAGCUGGAGGCGUCUCGAGUAACAGAGCAGGAGCUGCGAGCUUCCCUGCGGGCCCUGGAAGCCAGGGCAGCCCAAGUCCAGCUCCGACUGCACAGCACAGAGAAGCAGCUAGAGGCGCUGGUGGCAGAGCGGCGGUCUGGGCACCAGGCCCAGGCCCAGCUGGCCAGCCUCUGUUCUGUCCUGCAGCAGGCCUUGGGGUUCGCUUGGGACAGCCAGCCUGAGCUGCGCGGUGGGGGAGACUCUGCUUCCCUCUGGGGCCCUGAGCCAGACCAGAAUGGAGCUAGGCUCCUCCUUAAGAAAGGGCCCCUCCUGACAGCCCUGUCAGCUGAGGCGGUGGCAUCUGCCCUCCAGAAGCUUCACCAAGACCUGUGGAAGACUCAGCAGGCCCGGGACGACCUGAGUGAGCAGGCUCUGAAGCUGGAACAGCGUCUCGCUGAUGCAGAGGCCGAAAAAAGUCAGGUCUGCACAGAAUUGCAGGAUUUGCAGAGACAGCUCUCCCAGAACCAGGAAGAGAAAUGCAAGUGGGAAGGAAAGCAGAACUCGCUGGAAUCCGAGCUGACGGAGCUGCACGAAGCUGUGGCAUCAUUGCAGGGUCGUCUGCGGCAAGCAGAGCUGCAGGGACUGGAGGCCCAGAAGGAGCGAGGGCUCCUGCAGGCAGCCAAGGAGAACCUGACAGGACAGGUGGAACGUCUGCAGGCAUCUGUGGCGGAAGCCAGGGCUCAGGCCAAUGCUGCCGGGGCUCUGGAGGAGGACCUGAGAACUGCUCGCUCAGCCCUGAAACUCAAGAACGAGGAAGUGGAGACUGAGCGUGAGCGAGCCCAGGCUCUGCAGGAACAGGGCGAGCUGAAGGUGGCCCAUGGGAAGGCUCUGCAGGAGAAUUUAGCUAUCCUGGCCCAGACCCUAUCCGAAAGGGAAGGGGAGAUGGAGGCUCUGCGGGGAAAUAUCCAGGAACUGGAGAAGCAACGGGAGAUGCAGAAGGCUGCUUUGGAAGUGCUAUCUCUGGACCUGAAGAAGAGGAACCACGAGGUAGGCGUGCAACAAGAACAGAUCCAGGAGCUGGAGAAGUGCAGGUCCGUCUUAGAGCACCUGCCCCUGGCCGUCCAAGAGCGGGAACAGAAGCUGGUCGUGCAGAGGGAGCAAAUCAAAGAGCUCGAGAAGGAUCGAGAGACCCAGAGGAGCAUCUUGGAGCAUCAGCUUCUCGAACUUGAGAAGAAGGCCCAAGUGAUAGAGUCCCAGAAAGGACAGAUUCAGGAUCUGAAGAAGCAGCUGGUUACUCUGGAAUGCCUGGCCCUGGAACUGGAGGAAAACCAUCACCAAAUGGAGUGCCAACAAAAGGCCAUCGAGGAGCUGGAGGGCCAGAGGGAAAUGCAGAGGGUGGCUCUGACCCACCUGACGCUGGACCUGGAGGAGAGGAGCCAGGAGCUGCAGGCCCAGAGCAGUCAGAUCGACGAGCUGGAGAGCCACGGCACCCUGCUGGCACGAGAGCUGCAGGACAAGGACCAGGAGCUGAAGUGCCAGCGACAACAGAUCGAGGAGCUGCAGAGGCAGAAGGAGCGUCUGGCUCAGGACCUGGAGAGGAGGGACCAGGACAUGCUGCUCCAGACGGAGAGGAUCCGGGCCCUGGAAGACCAGAGGACGCUGCAGACCAAGAUCCUGGAGGAGGACCUGGGACAGAUCAAGCUGUCGUUGAGGGAGCGAGGCCGGGAGCUGGCCUCCAAGAGGCCGCCAACACCGGAGCGGGCAGAGGAGGGGAAGGGCCCGGGUAAAGCACAGCGCGGAAGCCUCGAGCACAUGAAGCUGAUCCUGCGGGAUAAGGAGAAGGAAGUGGAGUGCCAGCAGGAGCGCCUCGGAGAGCUGAGGGAGCGCAAGGACCAGCUGGAGCAGGAGCUCCAGGACCUACACAGGAAGGCGGGUGAGACCAGCAUCCUCCUGAGCCAGCGAGAGCGGGAGCUGGUGGUCGUGCAGCAGCGUCUGCAGGACGCCAGGGAACGGGCGGAGCUGAAAGAGCAGUCGCUUCAGGGUCACCUGGAAGAGGCGCAGAGGGCCCUGGCUCAGAGGGACCAGGAGCUCGAGGCCCUGCGGCACCAGCAGCAGCAGGCUCGGGAGCAAGAGGAGACGACGAAGGAGAAGGCAAGCGCGCUGCGGAGCGCCCUGGAACGGGCCCACGCCGACCUGCGGGAGCGCCAGGGAGAGCUCGAGGGCCACAGGGAGCAUGUGCGAAGGCUCCAGGAUGAGCUGGCCGUGGAGGGACAGCGCGGGCAGGCCCUGGAGGAGGUGUUGGGUGCCCUCAGGGCUGAGUCUCGGGAGCAGGGGGAGGAUCUGCUGGCCCUCCAGCAACAGUGUGCCGAGCGGGCCCAGGAGCACGAGGCGGAGGUCAGGGGCCUGCGGGACCGCCUGCUGCGGGCAGAGGCCAUGCUCAAGGAACGGGACCAGGAGCUGGAGGUCCUGCAGGCAGCCGGCCGCUCCUCCCAGCGGCGGGAGGAGACUGCCCGGGACCAGGCCGAGGCUCUGCAGGAGGCCCUGACCAAGGCUCAGGCCGCCCUGCAGGAGAAGGAGCAGCGGCUGCUGGGGCAGGCGGAAUUGAGCCGCAGCCUGGAGGCCAGCACGGCCACUUUGCAGGCUGCCCUGGACUCCUGCCAGGCGCAGGCCCGGCAGCUGGAGGAGGCCCUGCGGAGGCGGGAAGGCGAGAUCCAGGACCGGGAUCUCCAGCACCAGGAGGCCGUGCAGCAGCUCCAGUGGGCACUGGCCCAGAGGGACGAAGAGCUGAGCCAUCAGAAGAGGCAGGGGCAGCUGCUAGAGCAGUCUCUGGCCCAGAGGGCCCGAGAAGAUGCCAUCCAAGAGAACCAGGCUCUGGGCCGGGAGAGAGAAGAGGAAGAGAUGCGGGGCCUUCGUGAAAGCCUGAGGGAGUUGCAGCUGACUCUAGCCCAAAAGGAAGAGGAGAUUGUGGGGCUGAGGGAGGCCCAGCAAAGGAAGAAUCUGGAGGACUCACCCCACAACCACACAGCCUCCCCAGCGGAGGAGCCCUCUACAAACUUUGACACUUUAGGACCCCGGCUGCAGCAUGAGCUGGAGCGAUUGCAGGCAGCACUGAGGCAGACAGAGGCCAGGGAGAUCGAGUGGAGGGAGAAGGCCCAGGACUUGGCGCUGUCCCUGGCCCAGAGCAAGGCUAGCGUCAGCAGCCUGCAGGAGGUAGCCAUGUUCUUACAGGCCUCUGUUCUGGAGCGGGACUCAGAACAGCAGAAGCUGCAGGAUGAGUUGGAGCUCACCAAGCAGGCUCUAGAGAAGGAGCGGCUCCUCAGCCCUAGCUCAACCAGCAGAGCGGAACGGGGGCCCAGAGAAGAGGUGUCAGGAGUAGAGGCUGAGCCUGGUCUCGGCACGGAGGAGAGGCAGCUCUGGGGACAAAGGCUGGAACACCUGCAGGAAGCCGUGGCGCAGCUGGAGAUUGACCGGAGCAGGCUCCAGCGCCACAACGUCCAGCUGCGGGUCACCUUGGAGCAGGUGGAGCGCGAGCGCAGGAAGCUGAAGAGGGACUCCAUGCGCGCAUCGAGGCCCAGCGUCCCGGAGGUCAGGGAAGCCACAGCUUCACCCCCCACACAGCAGGAUGGAAGGGGAGGACAGAAGGGCUCCUCAGAUGCCAAGCACAUUGCUGAACUGCAGAAAGAGGUGGCCCUGCUGCGAGCCCAGCUGGCCUUGGAGCGGAAGCAGAGGCAGGACUACAUUGCUCGCUCGGUGCAGACCAGCCGUGAGCUAGCGGGCCUGCACCACAGCCUCUCCCACUCACUGCUGGCCGUGGCCCAGGCCCCUGAGGCCACCGUCCUGGAAGCCGAGACCCGCAAGUUGGACGAGUCCCUGACUCAAAGUCUGACAUCCCCAGGGCCAGUCCCGCUGUGCCCCAGCCCCAGCACUACCCAAGCCAUCUCCAGAUAGCAGCCACAGUCAGGGCAGGAUCUGGGCCAGCCUGGGACUACACGGACGGACAAAUGGUUGUCGUGGCCCAAGGAGGAGGGAAGGAAAACCUGCAAGGCUGGGGAAAGGCCCCGGCUCACAUGGGAAUGAGGCAAGUCACAGCUGCCUGUGGCCCACAGAGUCACCUAGAGGAGUUUCGCUCUGGCCAAGGGGCGUCUGCUGCCUCUUGUCUCGAAUAUAUUAUCCCAGCACCUCACUGAAUCUUUCUCCUCCCCGCCAACAAUAAACCCCGCAUCUCUGCCUUUGU